AUGGCAGAACCUCCACGGACGGACCCAAUCCCCGAGAGUCACCAAGAAGAAGACGCGGGAGCAGUUUUCGUUCUUCAAUCAAAAGGGGAAUGGUGGGAUGCAGGGUAUCAUCUCACAACGGCAAUAGUGUCACCACUAAUAUUGACUCUACCGUUCGCCUUUAGAGGGUUAGGGUGGGGACUAGGUUUAUUCUGCUUAACACCUAUGGCAGUCAUCACCUUCUACUCUUGCUACCUCAUGUCCAAGGUCCUCGACCACUUCGAGAAAGUGGGUCAUCGCCAUCUCCGAUUCCGUGAGCUCGUCACCGAUGUAUUAGGAUCGGGAUGGAUGUUUUAUUUUGUAAUAUUCAUCCAAAUGGCCAUCAACACUGGAAUUGGAGUAGGAUCCAUUUUGUUCGCAGCUCUACUCCUUGAGUAUAUAUCGUAUGAUUAUAUGGGUUUUAAUUCUGCCAUGCCAUCAAUACAGGCAACUCUUGCUCCACCUGCAACUGGGAAAAUGGUCAAAGCGCUUCUCAUGUGUUACACCGUAAUUUUCAUCACAUUCUACUCUGUUGCAGUGUCUGGUUACUGGGUUUAUGGAAACAAAUCCAGUUCAAACAUCCUCAUUAGCCUCAUGCCGACUGACGGAUAUUCUUUGGCCCCAACAUGGGUUCUUGAGCUUGCCAUCUUCUUCCUUCUCCUUCAGAUCUUUGCCAUUGGUCUGGUUUACUCUCAAGUUGUUUAUGAGAUAAUGGAAAAGAAAGCAGGUGAUGUGAAGCAAGGGAUGUUUUCCAGAAGGAACCUUAUUCCUCGGUUGAUUCUUCGAACCCUGUACAUGGUAUUCUGUGGGAUUUUGGCAGCUAUGCUUCCAUUUAUUGGAGACAUUAGUAGUGUAGUAGGAGCAAUUGGCUUCAUCCCACUGGAUUUCAUCCUCCCAAUGCUUAUGUACAACAUGAUUUGCAAGCCUCAAAGAUCUUCCCUUACCUAUUGGAUCAACAUCUCUAUCGUCAUUGUCUUCACAUGUGCAGGAAUAAUGGGCUCAUUCUCCUCCAUAAGGAAAUUGAUUCAUGAUGCUAACAAGUUUAACCUCUUCAGCGAUGAUGUUGUUGGUUGA
Molecule: messenger RNA, 1092 nt
Organism: Corylus avellana
Lineage: Eukaryota; Viridiplantae; Streptophyta; Magnoliopsida; Fagales; Betulaceae
Source: RefSeq, a predicted model, not a curated record